Scaptodrosophila lebanonensis is the source of this 1099-nucleotide messenger RNA. RefSeq names its product CD2 antigen cytoplasmic tail-binding protein 2 homolog (gene holn1). The transcript has 3 exons. The coding region runs from base 93 to 1034 and encodes 313 amino acids. The record is from RefSeq and is a predicted model, not a curated record. Gene Ontology annotation, molecular function: protein binding. NCBI's taxonomy places the organism in Eukaryota, Metazoa, Arthropoda, Insecta, Diptera, Drosophilidae. Gene Ontology annotation, cellular component: U5 snRNP.
CCGAGCAAAACCAAUAGCCAUUUAAUUGCGGAAACAAAAUAAGAUUGUGCUUGAACCUCAAAUAUACUCAAAACAAAACUUGUUAAAGCAAGAUGCACAAAAAUCCAACAAAACGUAAAUAUGCUGCAGAAAAUGUCGAUGUGCUUGAAAAGAAACACACUCUGGACUCCGAUGAAGAAGACUCUGAUGAUUACCAGCGUGACAACCUAAACGACAGCGAUAUUGAGGGUGGCGAAGACGGCGAUGCGAAAGUAGAAGGAGAUGUAAAAAUUACUCCUUUUAACAUGCGAGAAGAGCUUCAAGAAGGCCAUUUCGAUACAAAUGGCCACUACCACUGGAACAAGGAAACACAAAUCAAGGAUAGUUGGUUGGAUAAUAUUGACUGGGUGAAGGUAGAAGACGGGAAAAAAUUGCCGAACUUCAGCAAAGAACAAGAUUCAACAGAAAACGAAUUGGAAAUAAUAUCAUUUAAUAAAUCAAUAGUAUUCGCUAAAAUGCUUGAAUACAUGAAACCAGGCGAAACUGUUCAAAUGGCUUUGCAGAGGUUGGGCAAACAGCGACCGAAAUUGUCCACAGUCGAACGGCUGAAGAGAAAGAAGGCUGGUUUAAUAGAUAUUGAAACGCAAAAAAUUUCAGAGUUAACAGAAUUGGCGAAUAAUAUUCUGUCAAAAACUGGCAACAUGGACAUUUAUCAAGAAACAUAUGAGCAGAUAACAGACCGUCUUGUAGAUCUUCCUAGCACCAGCAAAGCUCCUCAGGAUGACAUGUAUGCUGAUGACUUUGAAGAAAAAGAGAAAAUACGUCUAAAAGCGGAGAAGCCUUUGAAGAAAUCAGAAGAAGAUGUGAAGCCAAAUGUCGUCAUGUGGGAAUUCAAGUGGAAGCAAGAUGACGAAGAACUCCAAGGUCCAUUCAAUACAGAAAAAAUGUUCAAUUGGUCCCAAGGAAACUAUUUUAAAAGUGGCGUCUACGUCCGAAAAGUUGGUGAAUCGAACUUUUAUUCUAGUAAAAGAAUUGAUUUCGAUCUAUAUUUGUGAUAAUAGAAUGUAUUUUAGAUACACAUAUUAAUUAAAUCAAUUAAACACAUUCUUAUUUGCCAGGA